Molecule: messenger RNA, 1285 nt
Organism: Dendroctonus ponderosae (mountain pine beetle)
Lineage: Eukaryota; Metazoa; Arthropoda; Insecta; Coleoptera; Curculionidae
Product: GTP-binding protein 10 homolog
Exons: 6
Coding region: 115-1269 (384 amino acids)
Cellular component (GO): mitochondrion
Molecular function (GO): GTPase activity; magnesium ion binding; GTP binding
Source: RefSeq, a predicted model, not a curated record
UGCAACUUUCCUUAACUACGCGUUAUUGACAACACUUGUCAGGCCAUAACCUCGUUUUUGCGAUGUUUGUGUUUGGUUAGAAGUUUUGCGAAAAAUGCGAAUAUUUAGAAUAGAAUGGUGUAUUUAAGUAGACAGUGUUUUGACAAAAUUCGAAAGCCCCUGAGAAAGUACCUGAGGGAGGGUUUUAGGGAUUCCCUUCGGGUCUUUGUGUCAGGGGGCCCCGGUGGAAACGGACUGCCCAAAUUUGGAGGGGUUGGAGGCAAGGGAGGCGAUGUGAUAGUGGAAGCGACAGAGGGCAUAUCGCUAGAGACUGUUUACAAGGCGAAUAUUAGCAAGCGGUAUGCGGCUCAGAAAGGUAAACAUGCUUCGCACAACUUCAUUCUUGGGCCGCCUGGAGAAGAUGUGGUUUUUAAGGUGCCUGUUGGCGUCAGAUUGGUGACUGAGCUGGGGAAAAAACUAGGCGAACUCAAUGAAGAUGGUGAAAAGCUUGUGAUAGCCAAAGGAGGCACUGGGGGGCAUGCGAAAAACGGCUUUUUGGGCACCAGAGGACAGGCCUAUCCGGUGAAAAUGGACCUAAAGCUGAUAGCCGAUGUGGGCUUGGUAGGGUUUCCUAAUGCGGGCAAAAGCACCCUGUUGAAGGCCAUUUCAGAAGCCAGGCCUAGAAUUGCUAGUUAUCCUUUUACCACAGUUAGGCCCAUCUUGGGAGUAAUCUCGUAUGAAGACCACAGGCAGGUCUCCAUAGCGGAUUUGCCGGGUUUAAUCGAAGGAGCAUACUCUAAUCGUGGGAUGGGCCAUGAGUUUCUAAAGCACAUUGAACGCACUAAGUUGCUGCUGAUGAUUGUGGAUGUUAACGGGUUUCAGCUGAGUCCCCAAUAUCCCCAUAGAAGCUGUCUAGAAACUAUCAUGCUCUUGAAUAAGGAACUGGAGCUGUACAACGAAGACCUGCUCAACAAGCACGCCAUACUGCUGAUUAAUAAAAUGGACAGCGAAGGAUCAGAGGCGAAAUACCAGGAAGUCAGGAAGGUGAUGAAAAACUUCAAAGGGUUCAUAUCAACCUACAAGGAAGACUUGAAGCCUAACAAACCGAUAAACUUCACCGACAUUCUGGCAAUCUCAGCCAAAGAGAGCCAGAGCGAUGUUCUAAAGGUGAAAACCCGGUUAAGAAAUCUAUUAGACUUAGUGAGCGAAUUGAAUGAAAGCAGCGAUAGCGAGGAUGUUUAUAGUGACCUGAAGAAGCCCUUUGUGGAAAAGGGACCUGUUUUAGUAUAAACACAGUAUCAUUGGU